Molecule: messenger RNA, 1119 nt
Organism: Endocarpon pusillum Z07020
Lineage: Eukaryota; Fungi; Ascomycota; Eurotiomycetes; Verrucariales; Verrucariaceae
Exons: 2
Coding region: 1-1119 (372 amino acids)
Biological process (GO): cytoplasmic translation
Cellular component (GO): cytosol
Molecular function (GO): mRNA binding; metal ion binding
Source: RefSeq, a predicted model, not a curated record
AUGCCUCCAAAGAAAGUGGCCGACCAGCCCAAAAAGGCAAAACCUUCUGUGGACGACAAAACCUUUGGGAUGAAGAACAAAAAAGGCGCGACUGCAAAGAAACAGAUAGCCCAACUGCAAGCACAGUCCAAGUCCAAUGUCUCGCCUGAGGAAAAGAAGAAGCAGGCUGAGAAGGAACAAAGGGCCAAGGACAAAGCUGCGGCCGAAGCAGCGCAGAAGGAAGCGGCCGAACUGUUCAAGCCUGUACAGGUCCAGAAGGUCCCUUUUGGAGUCGACCCGAAGACGGUGCUUUGCCAGUUCUUCAAAAAGGGACUUUGCGAAAAGGGACGGAAAUGCAAAUUUAGCCACGACCUGGACAUUGAGCGAAAGGGGCAGAAGAGGGAUCUCUAUCAAGACACUCGAACUUCAGAAAAAGAAGAAAAGGAAAAGGACAAUAUGGACGAUUGGGACGAGGAGAAGCUACGGAAGGUGGUUAUCAGCAAGCACGGGAACCCGAAGACCACGACAGAUAAAGUAUGCAAGUACUUUAUCCAAGCGGUGGAGGAGGGCAAAUAUGGCUGGUUCUGGACUUGUCCGAACGGAGGGGACAAGUGCAUGUACCGGCAUAGCCUUCCACCAGGAUUCGUAUUGAAGACGAGAGAACAAAGACUGGCAGAGAAAGCGUUAAUGGAGAAAUCGCCCCUCAAGACCCUCACGCUAGAAGACUUCCUCGAAUCCGAGAGACACAAACUGACUGGCACUCUCACCCCUGUCACACCCGAAACAUUCGCCAAAUGGAAGAAGGACAGGCUCGACAAGAAAGCGGCAGAGGUUGAAGCCCAGAAAGCAAAAGACGCUACUGGCAAAGCAAUGUUCGAGAGUGGCGACUGGAAGGAUUCAGAAGACGAGGACAGCGACGCCGAAGACGACGACGACGACGGCAAAUGGAACCUCGAAGCCAUGCGAAGGGAGACAGAGAGGCUGCGCGAGCUGAAAGAGCAAGAACGGCUUGCCAAACUCAACGGAGAGCCUCUCCCAGCAGCGAACGAUGUCAACGGCUCUACCGACAGCGGCGGUGACGGCCGCAGCGAGAGUGGUGGAUCUGAGAGCAAUGGCGAAGGGCCGUCAGGCGAAAGCUAA